GCUCGCAUUUUGAUGACGUAGUUCACAGGUGUUUGUUCAUAGAAGGGUCGCAGUUUAUUUCCUUUCAUAUUGAUGUGGUUGAAGAAAAAAAUUUGAUUCCAGAUGUGACCAAAAUAAUGAUCCUGAGGUAGCCUACAGUGGUCUCCGGGUAAAUGCAAGAUCGACCGUGAAGCACGCUCAUAGCGCGGAGCCGAAUUUUUCUUUAAUAAAAUUGUCACUCAAAAAAACAACCCUAGGGCGAUUAGUUUUGCAGUAGUAUGAGUCGUCAGACGGCAUCAGGGCAAAAGGGGAGGACGCUUCAAGUGCCUGCGAUGCCUAACAACGCUCUACCCAUGCAGACCUCUGAUGUCAACACAGUGUUUUGGCCCGGGCCGAAUAUUGGCAACUCUGACCUGGCCAGUCACUUUGAGUGCCCUGUGUGCUUCGACUACGCUCUACCUCCCAUCAUUCAGUGUCAGAGUGGGCACAUUGUAUGUCAGUCCUGUAGACAAAAGUUAAAUAUUUGCCCCACAUGUAGGGGCCCUUUAGGCAACAUUCGUAAUUUAGCUAUGGAGAAAGUGGCUGCAUCCGUCCUUUUCCCAUGUCGUUAUUCCAACAAUGGAUGUAUAUCCUCCUUGCUCCAUACGGAAAAAAGUGAACACGAAGACACCUGUGAACAUAGACCGUACACAUGUCCGUGCCCUGGGGCGUCCUGCAAAUGGCAGGGCUCGUUAGAACAGGUCAUGCCUCACCUCAUGCAACAACAUAAAAGCAUCACCACUCUCCAAGGUGAAGACAUUGUCUUUCUGGCCACUGACAUCAACCUGCCUGGGGCUGUGGACUGGGUUAUGAUGCAGUCCUGUUUUGGUCACAACUUCAUGCUUGUUUUGGAAAAGCAGGAGAAAAUAGAUGGUCUUCAAAUGUUCUAUGCUAUUGUACAGCUCAUAGGAACCCGCAAGCAGGCAGAAAAUUUUAUUUAUAGAUUGGAAUUGAACGGACAUCGCCGGCGCCUGACGUGGGAAGCAGCUCCCAGGAGUAUUCAUGACGGCAUACAGUCAGCCAUUGCCAGUAGCGAUUGCCUGGUGUUUGACACCAACAUUGCACAACUGUUUGCAGACCACGGGAACCUCGGCAUCAAUGUUACCAUCACCAUCUGUGACAGAUAGAGCUAUUGGCACCACAGAUUCCUCAC
This is a messenger RNA of Aplysia californica (California sea hare), 1171 nucleotides long. RefSeq names its product E3 ubiquitin-protein ligase SIAH1A. Gene Ontology annotation, cellular component: cytoplasm. Lineage: Eukaryota; Metazoa; Mollusca; Gastropoda; Aplysiida; Aplysiidae. Gene Ontology annotation, molecular function: zinc ion binding; ubiquitin protein ligase activity; ubiquitin conjugating enzyme binding. Gene Ontology annotation, biological process: proteasome-mediated ubiquitin-dependent protein catabolic process; multicellular organism development. The transcript is spliced from 8 exons. Bases 258 to 1145 code for a protein of 295 amino acids. The record is from RefSeq and is a predicted model, not a curated record.